Molecule: messenger RNA, 483 nt
Organism: Myzus persicae (green peach aphid)
Lineage: Eukaryota; Metazoa; Arthropoda; Insecta; Hemiptera; Aphididae
Exons: 2
Coding region: 1-483 (160 amino acids)
Source: RefSeq, a predicted model, not a curated record
AUGUAUAAUAUUUUACUAAUUUUUGAAAAUUUUAAUUUUAAAGGGAGGCCUAUGAGACGGACAAGACGAACGCCAAAAUUCCAACCAAAAUUGUGGAAUCUCUACGAAGCUGCCAUUCAUGGACUAGCUCGUACCAAUAAUAGUUUGGAAGGAUGGCAUAAUGGCUUUCAAAAGCAAGUUGGUGGUCAUCAUGUAUCAAUUUGGAAGAUGUUUGAAGGUCUACAAAGGGAGGUCGGGCUAGCUAAAUUAAAAGUGGUACACAUUGAGGCUGGCAAAGAAGAAAAACAGAAAUUAAAAUGGAAAAGAACCACAGAAAAUAUAAAAACGAAGGUGGAAAAUUAUUCAAACCAAGACAUAAUUCCAUAUUUAAAAAGUAUAUCCAUUCGCCGAAAAAGAUUCGCCGAAAUGUCUUUCGCCGAAAUGUCUUUCGCCGAAAUGUCUUUCGCCGAAAAGGAUUUCGCCGAAUUGGCCGGUUACCUUUAA